UGACGUCAGUGUCUGUUAGGUCCUCCUUCUGCCGCUCGCAACCUAAAGAAAGCGCAACUGCUUCGUUUUCGUCUUUGCUAAAAUAAACUGAAAAUUUCCCAAAUCCUGUAAAGUAAUGGUGGAACCAGGAGCGACAUCGGCAUCAGGGAUCGUGCUGUGGAAACUUUGGAGAAUUCGAAACUAGAAACGAGAAACAGGUGGAGUUGAAGAUUCGCCCUCUAUGCGCCUUCAAGCAGCAGAUUUUUAAGACGAGACAUCACGUCCGAGUGGACGAAGUGAGGACGGACUGGCCAGUACAAGCUAAAGAGGAAGCGACCGAAGACCAGUGGACUGGGCUGGACUGGACUGGGAGAGACGGGGUUAUUAGUGAAGAAACAGAAAAGGAGAAGCGUGACGAACAAGGCCCCCCUGAAGGUCCUGAGCUGAUGGCCCACACUGCACUGAACGCUUUGGCCAUCUGUAGCGAGAAUGGCGACAGAGGUGCAGGCCAUGGAGUCUGGAAAACUGAAGAGUUUACUGAGCAGCCUCAUGGAGACAUUAAGGAUGAAGACGCCCAAGUAGACAUUAUGAGUGCUUCAGAUGAUUAUCUGAAGCAGGAGUCCAUCAGUAUUAAGAAGGAGGAGCUCAGCAUUAAAGUGGAGGUCACACAAGGGGAGCAGGUGUCUCCUUUGCCAUGCAGAGAUGAAGAUUUAUCAACUGACCACAAAGUUAACGAAAGCCAUCAAGGGUGGAAUCUGGAGGGCAGUCCAUCAUCAUCUCAGCAAGAGUGUAGGGCUGGAGAUGAGCCGGUGAAUGAAGGGACACAAGGGAAGAUGGGUGAGGAGCAGGCGGUAGAAGAUCUGGAAAAUCCUCAGCCCCGCAGUCAACUACAACUCCUCCAAAUCCAGCAGAAGAAUCACAAAGGAAAAAAGUCCAAUCAGUGCGCUGAAUGUGGGAAGACGUUCACCAAGGCAUCGGCCCUCAACGCGCACCAACGCAUUCACGCGGGUGACAGAAUGUAUGGGUGUCCCAAGUAUGGAGGGACUUCCAAGGCGUCACCGAAGCUUAAAGCUCAUGAGAGAAUUCACACCGGAGGAGAAGUGGACGAGGAUUCAGAGUGCGAAUAUCCUAAAGGGUCUUCUCAGGACAAAGAAGGAACUUCUCGUUUUGGCCCCACGUUGGAGACCAAACUAGAAGAACGAGUUACAGGUUUGCACUUUUUCAAACCUCUUCCACUCUUUCAUGAUCAAAUUUCUAGUUCCAUUAAACAGGAAAAUGUUUCAGAUUUGCCCUCUGGGGUUUCCGACCAUGGAAGGAAGCAGGAGUCCCUCAGCAUUAAGACGGAGGAGUUCAUCGGUAUUAAAGAGGAGGACACAGAAGUUGAAGUUUCUUCUACUGUUAAAAAAGAAAUGCUUACUCCAGUAUGCUCUACAGAGAAGUCUAUGGACUCGAAUAUGACAGAUGAUCAUGAAAUGCACCAGAACAUUGAAAAAGAAGAAAAAACACAUCAGUGUCAUAGGUGUGGAAAGAAUUUCCCUUUGGAUUCAGGUCAAAGAUUGCAUGUAGGAGAUCAAACAGAAGAAAUCGCUUAUCAAUGUACAGAUUGUGAAAAGUCUUUCAGUCAGCGUCUACAACUUUCACAUCAGCAAGGAAACCCCACAGGGAACAAACCUUACCAAUGUACUGAAUGUGGGAAGAGUUUCAAACAGAAGGUAUUCUUUAAAAAUCAUAUGAGAAUCCACACAGGGGAAAAACCUUACCAGUGUACUGAAUGUGGGAAGAGCUUCCGACUGGGUGCAGUCCUGAAAAGACACAAGAGAAUUCACAGCGCAGAGAGACCCUACCAAUGUAGUGAAUGUGAGAAGAGCUUCAAACAGAAGGUAGGUCUUAAAAAUCACAUGAGGAUACACACAGGGGAAAAACCUUACCAGUGUACUGAAUGUGGCAGGAGAUUCCGCUGGAAUCCCCACUUUAAACUUCACUUGAGGUCUCACACAGGCGAAAAAGCGUACCAGUGCAGUGACUGUGGAAAGAGUUUCACACACAAAAGAAAUCUCGUCGAACACCGCAAAGUUCACAGUGGAUUAAAACCUUACCAGUGUGGUGAAUGUGGAAAAACUUUCAUACGCAGAACAAAUCUCUCCCAGCACUUGAAAGUUCACACGGGAGAAAAAACUUACCAAUGUCAUGAAUGUGGAAUGGGCUUCUGGAGGAAAUCGUAUCUCGAAGAACACUCGAUGUAUCACACCGGCAAAAACCUCCUACAGUGCAGUGAAUGCGGUGAGCAUUUUACAAACCAAAAACGUCUCAGCCGUCAUCAUAAAGUCCACAGAGGAGAAAGACCUUACCAGUGUAAUGACUGCGAAAAGACGUUUAAGCAAUAUGGGCACCUUAUGGUUCAUCGGAGGUCUCACACAGGUGAGAAGCCAUACCAGUGUGCUGAAUGCGGGAAGUGUUUCACUCAGAGUGCAGCGUUUACAAUUCAUCAAAGAAUUCACUCGGGUGAAAAACCUUUCCAGUGUUCGGAGUGCGGGAAGAGUUUCAGGCAGGGUUCAGGCCUCCGACAGCACCAAAAAAUUCAUGCAAAGAAGAAAAACAGUAGCAGUGUAAGGAAUGUCGAAGGUCUGUCAGCCGAAGCGCACACCUCAGACGUCAUCAGUUGAUGCCUAUGAAGUGCGAUUUGCUCCUGUCAAGACGGAGCAGAGAAAAUUAAAUAACACACAUGAAGAGAUCAGCCCUAAAGGAGAGACCUUAUCAUUGUCAUACAGUGGAUUGAGAAAGUGUUCCUCUCCUUCACUUUCUGCACGCUUAAUUGUGUUGUAGAUUUAAUUUUAAAUUGAAGAGUUUGCCACUAAUGCUCAUCAAUCAAAAAUGCAUUAAGAAUUAAAAACUGAAAUCUGCCAUCCUAGAAUUAUUCCGACCCUUUGCUGUGGCACUCCAAAUUAUUCUCUUGAGCCCCCGUUUGCUGUAAUUCUCUUUGAGAUGUGUCCAGAACUUGAUUGAAGUACACCUAUAGUUUUAUUAGAUGUUGCAAAGGAAGAAUAAGGGUAUGUAUAAUUAAAAAAAAAGACCCCAGCAGAGGGUGAUGGUGUUGGUUAUUCCACAACCAUGCAGAACCUACCAUCUAUUUCCUUUACCACCCUCAAACUAUACUGCCGCCUCCCUGGUCUUCCAAUACUCCUUCAUUGGAGUCCACCCACGUAAAACUGUACUGAUUGGACGUUGUUUAGAAAGGCACACGUGUACCUAUAGACAGAAGGUCCAACAAUUCACAUUGCAGCUCGGGCAAAAAAGCAAACCAUGAAAUCCAAGGAACUCACUGUAGACCUCUGUGGUCAAAUUGUGGCGUGGCACAUAUCAGAGCAAGGGGAUCAGACCAUUUCUACAGCCUUUUGAGUGUUGUUACUGUGGCCUCAAUAAUCAUGACACUGAAGAAGCUUGUAGCUUCCAGGACUCUUCCUAGAGUUGACUGAGUAACUGGGCAAAGAGGGCCUUCAUCAUUAAGGUAAUGAAGAACCCAAUGGUCACUCUAGCUUCUUAUGUCUUCUACUGAGAUGGGAGAACUUGUGAGAAGGACAAUCAUCUCAGCAACACUCACCGUUUAUGGUAUAGUGGCUCGAUGGAAGCCACUCUUGAGUAGAAGUCAUAUGACAUGUUAAAGGACUCUCAGCACACAAGAAGAAAGAUUCCCUGGUCUGAUGAAAUAAAUAUUGGAGAUUCUGGACAGAACUUCAAGCAUUAUGUCUGGUAAAGUCCAGACCCUGCUCACCACCUGCCUAAUACCAGUCUGACGGUAAUGCAUGGUGGUGGCAGCAUCAUGCUAUGGAGGUACAAAUCAGGAUCAAGACUGAGAAAAGGAUGAAUGCAGUGAUCCUUGAAGAAAACCCUGCUCCAGACAGCACACCACCUGAGAAUGGAGCAAUGGCUCACCUUUCAAUGCAGCAAUGACCUGAGGAGAACACUGCUAUCCUCUGAGUGGUCCAGUCUUAAACUCCAUAGGAAAUGCAGGUAGAGACCAGAUGAUGGCCAUUUACAGAGGCUUCCCAUCCAAUCUAGUGGAGCUUGAGAAGAUCUACCAGGAAGAAUUGGCUAAACUGCCCAAAUCCAGGUGGGCAAAGAAUUACCCAAAAAUACCCAAAGGUGGAGUUGCUGCCAAGGGGGCCUCUCCAAAGUAGGAGAAUAAAGGCCUGAAUACUUCUAUGAAGUUCAGAUAUAAUUUUUUGGAUUUUGAAUACAUUUGCAAACCUUUCUGAAAACUUGUUUUAGAUUUGUCGUCAUGGGUUACUAAGUGCAGAUUGAUGAGCGAUAAAAUGACAAAUGUUUCUAUUUAAAAUGAGAAUCUACAACACAGUAAAGUGCAGGCGUCUGAGUGUGCCCUGAAUCUGUGGAAAAUACAGAAAGACUUUGAGUCACAAUACAUCUGCUAGAAUUCACCAAAGAAAUUACACGUUGAAGAAAAGCCCAAGGAAGAGUUCAUCAGGAGACGAGGAGCUUAAACCACAUUGAGUCUUAAAGUCCAUGGGCUCUGAAGUCAAACAGAGAAGUUCAGUGCGGUGGGCUUCAGUUUUCAAACUGUGUCAUCAAGGAGAAAUUGCUUAAUAAAUAAACAAAAAAAUCAAAUUUGGUGACGUUUGCUUGAAUAACCCGUGACUUUUACUGUGCCAGGGUCCAUCGGUCAUGGAGACGUUCAGGUUCUCACUGUUUCUAAAGUUUAUUUUGGGGACACAGAGACAUGUAUAGAGGCUCAAAUGAAUUGGUAAUAAAGUAUAUAUUAUACAAAUAAAAUAGUCGAAUAAAAAUAUUAAACAAACAGUGUGUACUCAAAUGAGAGGCGACCUUUGGUUCAGGUCUCGUCUCGGCCCUUCUUAAAGGUUUCUGCUUCCACUCCAUGUCUUGGUAUUUUGUUCCUGAAGUCCCACAACUCUUUGUGUGAAGAAGUGUAUCCCGAUGUUUGUAGAAAUUCAGUAAAAUUACAAAUCAAACAAUUCUGACAUUGUGAUCAAAGUGCACAUUGCAGACUUUCAUUGAAGUGGAUUUGCAGACAUUUCUGUCACACCACACUCUUUCUGCG
Polypterus senegalus (gray bichir) is the source of this 5050-nucleotide messenger RNA. Its product is annotated as zinc finger protein 2 homolog. The record is from RefSeq and is a predicted model, not a curated record. Gene Ontology annotation, biological process: regulation of transcription by RNA polymerase II. Lineage: Eukaryota; Metazoa; Chordata; Cladistia; Polypteriformes; Polypteridae. Gene Ontology annotation, molecular function: DNA-binding transcription factor activity; RNA polymerase II cis-regulatory region sequence-specific DNA binding. Bases 426 to 2642 code for a protein of 738 amino acids. The transcript has 3 exons.